UCAAUAUAAUAUCAGUGGAACCAAUAGCUCAACAAGUCAGACAUUAAACGUACGCGCUAAAGAGAGGAUAUAAAAAAAUAUAUAAAAAUAUUGUACGGUUAAAAUUAUAGAAAAAAAAAUAAUUAAAUUAAAAAAAUUAUAAAUUUUAUUAAAGAAAACGGUGUUUUUUAAAACUGCAAUACACAAAUUAAAUAGAAAGUGUUUUUAAUUAAAAUAAAUUAAAACAGAAAAAUAUUAAAAUUUAUCAAAAUAAAAAUUUAUAAAUUUUUAUUAAAAACAAACAAAAGAAAAUUUAUUUCAUAGAAAUAAUAAAAAAGUGUUAAAAGUGAUUUUUAUUAACAAUUUUUGUUUAAAAAUAUAAAUAAAAAAAAAACAAAUUUAUUAAAAAAUGGCAAAUGUUGAAAACAAAACCGCUACCGGAAAUGGUAACUCAGCUUUAGUUGAAAGUAAAGACGCACAAAACCUUUUACCCCAUUUGGAAUGUUUGGAACGUAUUAUACAAUUGCCUGUGGUAGGAGCAGCCUGGGAUAAGUCUCAAGAUGUUUAUGGCAAAGUUAAAGGCAAAAAUCGUGUCUUCAAUUGGGCCCUCAAUGCUGCCGAAGAUUGUGUUUCUCGUGCCGUAACCACUGCCGCACCCAUUGUCUCCCGCUUAGAUGACAAAAUUCAAUUUGUCGAUCAAACAUUAGUCAAAGGUAUCGAUAAAUUGGAAGUCACCGCCCCCAUCAUUAAGAAUACCCCACAGGAAAUCUAUGCUCAAGCCAAAAAUAAAGUUAUCGAUGCCGUACAGCCCACCAUUAAUCGUGUGGUUAAAUUUAAGGCCGCUGGUCAACAGAAGGCAGCUUCAUUGAAAGAUUUAGCUUGGCAAAAAGCCAAUGAAGUCUUGGCCACACAAUAUGGUAGUUUGGCAGUAAAUGGUGUUGAUACAACCACUGCCUUGGCUGAACGUUUAUUGGAAUAUUAUUUCCCCAAAUCCGAGUCUGAUGAUGAAGAAGAAAAUGAUAAUAAAAAAAUUGCUGUCGUGCAAAAUGGCCAUAAUGGCAAACAUGUAGAAAAUGACAUGCCAGUUCCCGCCAGCGAGGACCCAGUUUUACACACCGUCCAGACCGUUGGUAGACUCAAGAACAAGAUUUCCCGUCGCGUCUAUAGAAAUGUCUCCCGACAGAUCCGCAAAGUCCAAAAGGGCAAUGUAAAUGACUAUUUGAGCUCCUUAAUUGCAGCCUUAAAAUUGCAUCAAUAUAUUAAUUUCAUUAAUUCCUCCAUGGGUACAAAUGUUGAACAAUCAUCAUUGACUGAUAGUUCCUCCACAUCAACAGCAGCGGUGUCUGCACCAUCAUCUUCUUCCUCGGCGGGGACCAAUAACGCAAAACCUGUCACAGCGCAAAAGUAAAUUUAUUUCAUUAUGUUUUUAUAUUUUUAUUUUUUGUUUCAUUUAUUAAUUUAACAAAACUGCUUUGUUGUUUUGUGCUAAAAAAAGAAGAAAAAACUGAAUUUAUUUAUAAAACCCCCAACAAACAAGAAUUGUUAAAAACAAAAGUUAACAAGAAAAGAAGUGGUGAUCAACAACAUCAUAUUUUAUUCAGCAAAUUUUAGUUUUACACUUUUCCUUGUAUAAUCCCUAAGAUUUUGCACAACCCAACCCUGCUUAAAAUUUAGUCGUAGUUCACAUACCACGCGCCAAUUUAUAUUUAUUAGAUGUUAAGUUAAAAAUUUAUUAAACAAAAAUACAACUGAAUUAAUUAUUGUAUCUAUACAAAGAAAUUGUGUAUUUAAAAAACAACUGUUUUAAAUUUGAAAAUUUUUAAUAAGCAAAUUUUUAUUUAGAUUUUUUUAGAGUGUAUAUAUUUAUUAAAAAACAAAAAACCCAACAAAAUUUGCUUAAAAAAUAUAAAAUCAUAUAUGUUUUAUGCAUUUUAUUCCGUGCAAAUUUCAACAUUUUGCAUUCAAUAUUUAAUUAUUUUUUUAUUGUGUAUUUUAUUAAGCUUUAAUAAUGUAGUUUUUUCUUAUUAGAAAUCAAAGCUUCAAAGUUGAACUUUAAGCUAAAACUGAAAUCUUAAGAUAACAAAAACUGUAUCAAAAUUAGUGAUGAAUAAUAAAAAUAUAUAUAUUAUUAUUAAUAUUAUUAUUGUAUAUUUAAAAUAUUUAAAUAUGAAUACUUUAUAAUCAAUUAUUAUAAAUCUAUAAUACUUCUAAGUGAAAUAAAACAAAAACAUUGAGCAAAAAAAAAUAAUAAA
Lucilia cuprina (Australian sheep blowfly) is the source of this 2231-nucleotide messenger RNA. It is a transcript of the gene Lsd-2, whose product is annotated as lipid storage droplets surface-binding protein 2. Gene Ontology annotation, cellular component: cytosol; lipid droplet. The transcript is spliced from 4 exons. Lineage: Eukaryota; Metazoa; Arthropoda; Insecta; Diptera; Calliphoridae. The coding region runs from base 389 to 1387 and encodes 332 amino acids. Gene Ontology annotation, biological process: lipid storage; positive regulation of triglyceride storage. The record is from RefSeq and is a predicted model, not a curated record.